Anoplopoma fimbria (sablefish) is the source of this 1374-nucleotide messenger RNA. RefSeq names its product transmembrane protein 187 (gene tmem187). NCBI's taxonomy places the organism in Eukaryota, Metazoa, Chordata, Actinopteri, Perciformes, Anoplopomatidae. Gene Ontology annotation, cellular component: transport vesicle. Bases 28 to 801 code for a protein of 257 amino acids. The record is from RefSeq and is a predicted model, not a curated record. The transcript has a single exon.
UCACAGAGCUGUUUCUGGCGCGCCGUCAUGAAGGCCGCUCUGCUACACGUCACGGUGCCUUUCGUGCUCUGCGUCGCGUGGGCGAACACCAGCCUGUUCGCCGGGGUGCACGUGGACCUGUCUGCUGACCACUACGCAGAGCAGACGGUCGCCUGCCUGCCCGGCGUCCUCGCUAUGCCCUGUAACUGCGCAGUGAACGUGGCUUACGUCUACGUGGGGCUGUACUGGCUGCGGUGGCGCAGAGCCGCCCCAGAGCCGCCCCAGAGCCGCUACAUGAGGGAGGUGUUCGCCCUCAUGGCCGUCCUGUACGGACCCGUGCAGUGGGCGCGCCUGGCGCUGCUGCGGCGCGCCCCCGCCGUGCUCGACCAGUGGCUCACGCUGCCGAUCUUCGGCUGGGUUCCGGUGUGGAUCCGCUUCAUAGAACGCGGCUCGGCGAAGUGGAGCGCGCCGCACGCGGCAGCGCACGAACUGCUCUCCAUCCUCAGCUACGGCCUGGCGCUGGUGCACGAGCGGGGUUUCGAUUUGGCGCUGGCGUGUCACGUCGCCCUCGCGGUGUACAAGGGAGUUCGCGUGCAGCAGGCGCACGGGGACGCGCGCACGCGGAGGUACCUACUGCUGGCGGUGCUGUCGUGCGCGGGCUUCGUGGUGCUGAAGCUGCUGGAUCACUGGCUGGCUCGGUACCGGCUGUUCAAGCGGCUCACCGGACACUUCUGGUCCAAAGUGUGCGACGUGCUGCAGUUCCAUUUCAGCUUCUUGUUCCUGACCACACUGACGGAGACGGCGCGGGGAAAGAGUUCAUAAUGCCUUGAUACACGCAGUAUGUCAAGGCAACAAGAAGAAAACCAAAACCUGAGAUUCAGUAUAACGGGACAGAAAAACACAAGAAACAAAAGAAAAUGAAAAAAACACAAAAUAUUUCAUCAAUUCUUCACGUCUCUGCUGCAGUAGCCUGCACACUUUAUUGAAAGUUUUGGAUUUCACGACCUCAUGUUGGAUUUGAAUCAAUAUGCGAAUAGAGCAUUUAAUAAACAUGAAAUUUUUCUGUAAUAAUACGUUUUUGCACUAAUGGAUUCAGAUUAUCUGACAUCAUCUGGUAAACUCUUCCACGUUUUAUCCCCCCCACACUGAAAUGGUUAAGAUAAGACAUAUCUUUGGACUCUGCCUUUUAUAUACACGUGCUGGUCUUAAGUUCAUUCAAACACUUGUAAAUACUCUGGUACCCAUGCCCAUUUUGGCAGUUAUACACAUUUAGCAUAUACCAUGAUUUAUAAUGUUUUGUACUGAAAUUGUUAAUUGAUAAAAAAAAAAAAGCUUAUUAUGUACAAACAUACAGACGACUGUUGUUUUGCUUAAUAUUUAAUAAACGUAAUUUUC